UGUUACUUUGGGAGUGGCUCAGGAGACAACUCCACUUGUUACGCUGCGCUGACAAGCACACGCACAACAGAGAAGCAAAGGGAGCGUGUGUGUGUGUGUGUCUCCCUAACAGAGAGCGUGACUGGAAACCUGAGGGAAGAGAUAGGAAACCUUAUCAAGAGUUCUGUGGAAAGCCUCCACGCAAGACCCGAGGAUGUUUAAGAAAAAGGACAGCGACACACUGAAGGUGUCCGGCAAGAUCAGCAAGACACAAGCCAACAGCUUGGCCUUGCUGGUGGCGCGGAUGCAGAAAAAUGCCGACCAGGUGGAAAAAGAUGUACUCCUGGCCGAGGGGCUUCUUGCUAUAGACGCAGAGAAUGAGAAGAAGGAGCUGGACUUUCAGCACCAGAAGGAGGUCUCAAUCAAACUGGGGGAGGCGGAGGCCCUGCUGCAAAGCCUCUUCCUCGACGUGGACAAGGCCAAGAAAUACAAACACCCACAAGGCAGCGAGAUCGAGAGCGAUGUGAGCCACCUCCAUGAACGUUGGCUGAAGGACUGUACCUUCUACCGGGACGUGUACGAGCCCGUCAAUGACGUAGCGCUGAUGCCUAGGAUCGACUGGGCUCCGGUUCUCAACCAGAAACAGAGGGAGGUGAACUCGGAGGAGUACGGGCCCACCAUGACAGACCUGAAGAAGCAGAUCGCCUCUCAGAACAUCCUCCACAGAGAGAUCGAGGGCUACAGCUCCCAGCUCAGCGCUAACUCCACCAGCACCAAGGAAGAGUUUGAUGCCGUUAAGAAACAAUACAAAAACCUUCUGGACAACUCCAAAUGGCGCAGCCACUACCUGAACAGCCUGUACGACUACAUGCAGGGCUGCACCAGGGAACUGGCCUACCUGGAGGAAGAACAGAACAAGAUCCUGAAACAGGACUGGAGCGACCGUAUGAUCGAUCCCCCGGACGUACGCAGGCAGUAUGAGAACUUCAAGAACCACAGCCUUCUGGCCCAUGAGACUGAAGUGAACAGACUCCAGGAUGACGGAGAUCGACUCGUUGAACUGAAGCACCCUGCCAGCGCCACCAUUCAGGCUCAGCGGGAUGAUUUGAGGAACGAGUGGCAGAAGUUCCUCAACCUGUGCAUCUGCCAGGAGACUCACCUGGACAACGUGGAGGAUUUCAAAAAGUAUCAGCUGGACACCGAGACCCUCUCCGAGUCCCUGACCAAACUCAACGCCACCCUGGACCCCAAGACAGUCAGCAAAAAUAGCAACUCUCAGAUACUGCUACAACUCGAGGCAGAGGAGAGGUCAGUCCAGCGUGCGGAGCUGCUGCUGGCCGACCUGAGGAAGAGGAGCACCACCAUCGCCCCCCUCAAGCUGCGCCGGGCUGCCCCCAGCAAGACCGUCACUGUAGAGUCCCUAUGUGACUGGAACACGGACAAGGUCGAAACUACUCGCGGGGACAAGUUCACCCUGAAAACCAAUUCAGACAAGAACUGGGAUGUGGCGACCACCAACGGGGCGACUAAAACCCUUCCAGGGGUUUGCUUCCUGAUCCCACCCCCUGACACAGAUGCCAUCAACCAAGUAGACCUGCUUGGCAGCGAGCUAACAGACAUUAAGAAAAAGAGAGAUGCUCUGCAGGCUUCACUGAAGAACCAAAACACAGAGUUAUCCAGGCCCCAGCAAGCAGCCCAAGUAUCUUCUGCCCCCCUGAACCCCAAGGCUGUGGCCCUGGAGAGCAAGCUGGACAAGCUGGAUGGAGAUCUGGCCCAGGCGGAGCAGGACAUCCUCAGCCGCCUCAGGGCCCCGCUGGACCGCAAUGACCCAGCUGCGGACAUGGCCAACAGACUGAAGGAACAGGAGAAAGCAACUGCUGCCCUGAAGACUCUGGAGCAGCAGAAGAUGGCCGCCCAGGCUGAGAUGGAGCCUCUGCUCGCCAUGGAGUCAGCAGGGUCCACCUCCUCGGCCCUGCCACUCAAACUGAAUGCCGCCAAGAACAAGCAGGAUGGCAUCGCUGCUCUCAAUGACCUCUACACCAAGAAGGCAAAUGCGUCUCUAAACUUAAUGGGUCAGAUCAAGAAAGUGGAUGGCAUUGUGUCUGACUUUGAGAAGACGCUGAGUGCAGAUGGUGCCAUCCCUGAUGCCCCUGACGCCAUCCAGGCCCGCACCCUGGAGGUCCAGAGUCUACGUAAGAAGGCGGCAGGUUCUCAGGAUGAGAUGAAGAAGUUGGGACAGGACCUGGAGGCCACAGAGCAGCUGUGUAGCUCCCUGCAGCAGGGCUACCAAGAGUACUGCCCGGAUAUCCGCCAACAGGGAGUCCAGGUGAAACAGCUGCAGAACCGCUACGCUAACGUCAACAACCAGCUAAAGGAGAGAGAGAACCUUUUGCAAGAGGCUGCGACUAAGAACCAGGAAUUCCAGAGCGCAAACAAGUCCCUUAGUUCCUUCCUGAACACUCUGCCCAACAACAAUAUCAGUCCCAGUGAUGACCUAUCACAGAUCAACUCCAAGCAGAGCUCAGAGGAGAGGGUGAUGGAAGACCUGACGAGAAAGGGAGAUGACGUAGAUAGGGUGGUUGAUCUGUCCCAGAACUUGCAGGAUGUGCUUAAUGAAUAUGAGGUCAAUGCUGGUAAAUACAACAGCACUCUCGCUGAGAAGAGCACGAAAAAAGCAGAGAAGCUUCCCUCCCCUACCCUUGCGGAAACUGUGCAGAAACAGGAAAAAGCUUUAGUCAAUCGCUAUGCUGAAACAGCUGCUGAAAGCAAGCAACGCCUCAACCAAAUGGCCCUCGCUAAGAACAUUCUUGUUCAGAAUGAAGAGACGGUCCAACAAGUAGCCCAGCAACAGGUGCAUCUUGAAAGGCAACAUAAAAGCGUGGAGGAAAUAGAUACCCUGAACAAAGAGCUGGCUGAGGAACUGGAUAGGUGCACUCAUGCUGAGAACGACCUGAAAACCUUCAAGAGCAGAAUGGUCUCUUUGAAGAGUCGUAGAGGGGUGGAGCGGCUUGAGGAGAAGGAAGUUCUGCAAUACUACCGUGACCCUAAAAUAGAGGCCGAACUACUAGACAUGCAGAAUGAAAUACACAAAGAGGCUCUGAAGCGCAGCGGUACUCAGGGUGAGGUUGAAGUGGUCAACAAGAAAAUCCUCAUCCAAGGGGAUUCCCUCAAAAAUGCAGUGCCCAGACUGGUGACGAGAGAGGUGACCGAAUUUGAGAGAGAUCCUCAGUUGGAUGUAGAGGCGUCCAAGUUGAAAUAUGAAAUAUCCAAGAUCAAGGAUGAAGAUAAUGUGGUGCGUGAGGAAACCAUUCAGAUGAAGACAGAAGUCACUGUUCUUCAGGCAAAGAGGCCAACUAUCAAGGAAAGAAUUGUGAGAAAAGAGGUUGUGAAAGUGGAAAAGGAUCCAGAGAUGGUCAAAGCGGUGCAAACAUUUUCCGUGGAAAUCUCAGAAGAGGACAAAAAGAUCAAGAUGAUCAAUGACGAGAUCUUCCAGACACGAAGCCAGAUCAAUGCACUAGAGAGAAUCAUUCCCACCAUACAGCCAAAGGUUGUGACCCGGGAGAUAAAGAAGAUUGAGCAAGACCCCGAGCUCAUCAAGGAAUCAAAGAAACUACGUACGACAAUAGAGGAGGAAAAGAUCGAGAACAGCAGUCUCGCCAACGAGUUGAAAUCACUACAAAGUCGAUACACAGAGGUGCAGAAUUUGAAACCCAAAGUGGAGGUCAAAGAAAUCGUCAACGAGAUCUACAGGAUCGACCCGACCACAGAGGCAGAAAUAACCCGCCUGAAGAAGGAACUGCAAGACGCCAGCAAACUGUGUUCCAACCUGGAGAAGGAGAUCACUGUCGUCACAACUGACCGGAACACCCUACGUUCCCAGAAGCCCAAGGUCGAACUGAAGGAGGUCCUCCAGGAAGUGGUGAAAGAGGAGAGAAGCCCUGAGAACAUCAGAGAGAUCCAAAAGCUCAACGACCAGUUGAACACUCUGCACCACACUUACAACACCGUUCUGGAUGAGCUGAGCCUUGCCAGAAAGGAAAGGGACCAGUGGAAGGCAGAGAAGUCAAAGGUGGAGACGAAGCUUGUGACCAGAGAGGUCAUCAAGUACGAGGACGACCCACUUUUGGAUAAAGAAGCUGACCGCCUCAGAAAGGAGGUUCGCGAAGAGACCCAACUGCGUCGCACCACUGAGGAGAUGGUGUUCGACCUGCAGAACAAGUACCUGCUACUGGAGAGACAGAAGCCCGAGGAGAAAGUUGUAGUCCAGGAAGUGAUGCGCCUACAGAAAGAUCCCCGACAGAGGGUUGAGCAUGACAAGCUUGGGACGACUCUUGACGAGGCGGUGAAAUCUCGGCGGAAGGUAGAACUCGAAGUGCAGCAACUGAAAACCUUGCUGGAGGAGAAAAAGAGGCUCUUGAGAGAGAGCGACGAGCGUCAGAAGAAAAUUCAAGUGGAGUCGGAUCUGAAAGCGACCAAAGUGCGCAUCAACGAGUUGGAGAACGCCCCGCCUCCUGUCGAGGAGAGCAUCGUCAUAGAGGAAGUCCUAAAGGUGGAGAGAGACCCCAAGCUGGAGAGAAUGACCAGCGGUCUUCGCUCGGACAUGGAUAAGGAAACCAACAACAUCCUCCGUUAUCAGAGAGACAUCCGGAACCUCAACGUCAGCCUUGAACUUCUCCAGAGAGAGAAGGCCGGCGAGAGGACGGUGUAUAAAGAGGUGGUCCGGGUGGAGAAGGACCAGGCUGUGGAGGCCGAGAGAGACCGUCUGAGGGAUCAGGUCAACCAGGAGAAGUACGCCAGGCAAGAUCUGGAAGAGCAAAUCCGACGGCUCUCCGACAAACUAAACUUCCUGCAGAGCACCAAGUCGAGUAGUUCACGAGAGGAGACCACUCUUGUUCUGCAGAGGGAUGCCCUGCAGAGGGAGAAGGACGACAUCAACCGGGAGCUGAAGAAACUGGAGUCCGAGAGGCAGGACGUCAGCGUUUCGUUCCAGCAGCAAACCAAAAUGAUGAGUGAGAGAAGCCAGAUAAACAGGCAAAAAAGCCUCAAGAUGGAGUCCGAUAUGCACCGUCUGGAGAGAGAAAUCCUAGAUGAAAAAGACCAGAUCCACUCGAGAAACAUCACCAUCAAAGAGCUUCAGUCUGUCCUGGAUAAGGAGGACAAAGCUGACACUCGGACAAGGGAGACAAACCUUUCAAUGAAAAUCACCAUCUUGGAUCCUGAGACAGGCAAGGAUAUGUCACCAUACGAUGCUUACCUGCAGGGGCUGAUUGACCGGACCCAGUACAUCCACCUGCAAGAACUAGAAUGUGAUUGGGAAGAAAUUACUUCCAAGGGACGUGAUGGUGAAACGUCUGUGCUGCAGGACCGCAAGAGUGGCAAACAGUACUCCAUCAAAAAUGCUCUGAGGGACGGAAAGCUAACCCAAAGUGAUCUGCAAAAAUACAAAGAUGGGAAAAUGCCUAUUUCAGAGUUUGCCCUGCUUGUGGCAGGUGAGAAAGAAAGACAGCCCCAAUUCAACUCCAUCACCCCAAAGGCCACCUCCGCUCUGAACUCGGCUUCUCCCCAAAAGCCCUCUGCUGCCCAGGAAACCUAUCCUAUUGCUGGAAUCAUAGAUACAAACACCAGCACUUGUUACACAAUACGCAGUGCUGCGAUGCGCCGGCUUAUCGAUUCCACCACUGCCCAGCGCCUGCUAGAAGCGCAGGCUGCCACAGGUGGCAUCAUUGAUAUCACCAACAAGGAAAGAUUCCCUGUCCACAAGGCUUCAGAAAGGGGCCUCAUUGAGAGCAGUCAACUACAAAGGCUUCUCAAUGCCCAGAAGGCCUUCACUGGAAUAGAGGACCCAAUAACCAGGGAGUGUUUGUCAGUGGGAGAAGCUGUCCAGAAAGGCUGGAUGCCCAAGGAGACCGCCAUGCGUUACAUGGAGGCCCAACACCUGACCGGAGGGCUGGUGGUCCCUAACAGCAGUCGACGGGUGGAUAUAGUGGAAGCAAUCGGAGCCAAAAUGAUCGACAGCUCCAUGAUGAGAGAGCUACAGGCUGACACCAACUACGCCAAAGAGAUUGUGGAUCCGCUCACACACGAGAAGAUCAGCUAUAAGCAAGCCAUGGCUCGUUGUAAGACAGACCCCCAGUCAGGCCUUUCUAUGCUACCAGCUUCUUCCAAAGAGUCUGGCUACCCUUCCUAUACUCCUCAUCGAUACUCUUAUGGCAAUUAGUAGAUCUGUUUACAGCGUUUGGAGGGUACUCUUGUCUUUUGGGUGAUUAAUGUGAAGCUGGAUUCUAAAUGUAUAAAUGUUUUAAUGAUUAUAAUUGACUAAGUGUGACGAUGUACAUUUCUGUCUCAGGAAAAUGUCUGCUAAAUAGAGCAAAGCUCACUGUACAACGAGAUGAUUCGCUGCUGAGUUGCUUUUGUUUACUAAACUUGUAUGAGGUGGGCAGAUAUAUUUUUGAACUAAUUAAAAAAAAACGUAAAGACAUAAUGAUCACGUAGGUUACUUACUGGAUAUUGGGCCAUGGUGCAAUGCUAUUAACCUUAUUAACCUAAUUUGUUUGUCUGUAUCGUAAUAUGGUCUAGGGCUUUCCCACGAUGUUCACUUUAAACUCAAGCCUUGUUUGACACUGUAUCAAUAAUAUAUAUUAAAGGUUCAAUAAAAUCA
Hypomesus transpacificus is the source of this 6637-nucleotide messenger RNA. RefSeq names its product envoplakin a (gene evpla). The transcript has 22 exons. Gene Ontology annotation, molecular function: structural molecule activity; cadherin binding. Lineage: Eukaryota; Metazoa; Chordata; Actinopteri; Osmeriformes; Osmeridae. Bases 194 to 6196 code for a protein of 2000 amino acids. Gene Ontology annotation, biological process: intermediate filament cytoskeleton organization; wound healing. Gene Ontology annotation, cellular component: intermediate filament; membrane; cytoplasm. The record is from RefSeq and is a predicted model, not a curated record.